Molecule: messenger RNA, 2532 nt
Organism: Thermochaetoides thermophila DSM 1495
Lineage: Eukaryota; Fungi; Ascomycota; Sordariomycetes; Sordariales; Chaetomiaceae
Exons: 4
Coding region: 1-2532 (843 amino acids)
Source: RefSeq, a predicted model, not a curated record
AUGCAGCUCAAGACCCUCCUGACCAUCUUCGCCGCCGCUGCCAUCGCUUCUGCAGCUGCCCUCCCGGAGCCCGAGCCUGUUGCGGAGCCGGCUGCCGCUGCUCUCAGGAAGUGGACUGCCGAAGGCGGGUGCAAGAUUGACUGGAGCAGGCGCUGCAAUGCUCAGUGCAAGGGCGAGGCCAUCAACAAGGGCUACAAGUGCAAGGACGUCGACUCCGACAUCAUUGGCGGCCCGACCAACUGCGUGCCCGGCUGGAGAAAUGACAACCUUGAGGAGCUUUCCAUGCUUCUCUGGGUGCGUGAAUUGGACACGAUCAAACGGACACGCCCGCUUCUCGAUCCAAAAGCCUUCCCUGUCAAAACUGUUGGAAUAUACCAUGUCAAUUGGCAAGAGGCAUUAGGGGAAAAGGCAAUUAAGCCAAAGAAGGCAUCAAAAACCACCGCAGCAGAGGUUAUCGACCUGACAGAUCUUGAUGAUGAUGAUGACGACAACAACAACACCUGCAAUAGCAGCAACAAGGUCACAUCUCCAACUUCUCUUAUGCAACGAAACUGGCACGGUACAAGCUCUGCUGAAGAAGUGUUUCCACGAGAAUGGAUAACCGCUCUAGCCAACGUGCCUAUAGAUUUAGAAACGGCCCUUACGGGAAGCUACUGGGCUGGAUUCUACACACAGUGGAGGAAUGAUCAACAGAAGAACAAGCAGUCACAUGGGGGCAGGCCAGUCCCGCAACUUUUGUUCAAGGGAUUUCCCAUGAUGGAAGAUGUGGUGUUCUUCAAGCACAGUAACUUCUGGACGGACCCUGACGGAAUUUACCACGCAGACAGCGGCUGCUGCUACUGGCUAUCCCUGGCCCUAAUUUUGUAUGGCAACCCACGUGCCUGGCUCCGGGUAAAAGCCGAGCAUUUGAACUUUCUGGAGCAAGUCUUUUCUGAUUCGUCUCAUCCUCGGUAUACGUACUACACCCGGAUGAACCAGCACAAGAUGCAAACGGUGGCACCCACAGGCACAGUGGACGCCUCACUGUUUGAGAUGUUACAUACCCCCGGGUGCUGGGUGUCUGAUGAGAUGUGCAAUAUGACGGCAGAUAUAUAUAACGUCUUCAUUGUCUUGUACAAGUACGAUUCGCCAAACAAGGAUAACGAAAAGUGGAAGAACAAGGUGUAUGACAUGAAGGCGUUUGGGUCGUAUAACAACCGGCACAUUUUCCUCUGUUUCACCAACGAGAACCACUUCCAGCCCAUGGUCCCUAAUGACUACUUAGCUCACGAGUUCAAGCUGCCACGCAUCACUCUUGAGUCAACAAAGAAGUAUAAAAUGGAGACGAAUGCCAAGGCACGUAAAAACGUCGAAGAUGGACCGAAGCACUAUAUGCGCAAUUGGCAGUUUACGCCUUUGUUUCACAUGCCGUCGUUCACCAUCGAGCAUCUCUCACGAGCUGCGGGAGUCCCCAUGGCACCCAAGUCACAUACUGCAUUUUCCAAGGUUCCCCAGCCAACACCACCAGCAUCUGAGCGAGCCCGUCGCUUCGCCGCCUCUUCUGUCUCGUCGAGCAGAAGCAGUAAACCUCUACCUCUAUCUCUUCAUGGCAAGCACCCGUCUCCUGAUUUGGAAUCGCCGCCCGCUAAGCGUUUGAAGACAGUGAUGGGAUCGAGAUUGGUCACAGCGCCUGGUUAUAUUCCAGGAUUUACCGAACAGGUCAGACCUCAAACUUCAACCCCUCGGUCCCGCCCGCAAGAGAGCGACCGCUCUCAGACGAGUCCGUCCAAGCAUCAUGAUUCAGUAUUGAGCCCAACUACGCGGCCUGUACAUCCUGGAAGCGGCUCUCAGUUGCAAGAAGUAGAAAGCCCUACACCGACCGGUAAACUGGUCCAGGUUGAGGCUCAAGAAACAAACCAAGCUAAUAAGCGUAAGGAGACGGCGACGAGUAGCAAGACAGCAACAAGUAGCAACCAAACCAUGACCGGCAAAGCCACAGCCACUGGUAAAGUUAUAACCGCUACGGCCACUGACAAAAUAAUUACCAGUGGCAAUGCCAUAACAACUACCGCUGGCAAAGCUACUCCAACUCCUAAAGCAACGAACAGUGGUCAAGCAACGACUGGUAGUAAAGCAAGCCCCAGCGGAAAAACCACAGCCCCAGGCAACAAAAAGACCGUUCAACGAUCAAAGACAAACGACCCGCCAGGCGCGGAGUGGAAAUCCGCCACCAAGAGCCUCCUGCGAAGGAUCAGGCUCGACUCGUUGCAAGUAUUGUGCUUCAACCACGGACUGGGCAAAAUGGGCGGCGAGAUCGAGGGUUGGACAAAGGAGCAGUGCGUCCAGGCACUGCUAAAUCUUCAGGAGAGCGGCACAAAGGUGCAGAUUAGAAUGGUAAAGGACGGUCGGCGACUCGUGCCUGAUCUGAGGUGGAAGUGGCUGGACCCUCAGCUGGCCUGGGGCGAGGGAGAUGAGUAUGAGAAAGAGGUCGAGGACGAUGAGUUGGAGUCUGGUGGCGAGGAUGAUCAUGAGCCACCCUCUGAGGAGGAGUAA